Molecule: messenger RNA, 386 nt
Organism: Plectropomus leopardus (leopard coralgrouper)
Lineage: Eukaryota; Metazoa; Chordata; Actinopteri; Perciformes; Serranidae
Source: RefSeq, a predicted model, not a curated record
UCGACAGAAUCGUGGGUCUGGACCAGGUUGCGGGCAUGAACGAGACGGCGUUUGGCGCCGCCUACAAGACGAAGAAGGGCAUGUUUCGCACCGUGGGGCAGCUGUACAAGGAGCAGUUAUCCAAACUGAUGGCCACGCUGAGGAACACCAAUCCCAACUUUGUCCGCUGCAUCAUCCCCAACCACGAAAAAAGGGCUGGUAAACUGGACCCCCACCUGGUCCUGGACCAGCUCAGGUGUAACGGAGUCCUGGAGGGGAUCCGUAUCUGCAGACAGGGCUUCCCCAACCGCAUCGUCUUCCAGGAGUUCAGACAGAGGUAUGAGAUCCUCACUCCCAACGCCAUUCCCAAAGGCUUCAUGGACGGCAAGCAGGCCUGUGAGAGAAUG